AUGACUGAAGAAGAACACAACUUUGAGGUUGCCGACGCUGGCUCCUCUUUGACAUACCCUCUGCAGUGUUCCGCCUUGAGAAAGGGCGGUUUCGUUGUUAUCAAGGGCAGACCAUGCAAGGUUGUUGGCAUGUCUACCUCUAAAACUGGUAAGCAUGGUCACGCUAAGGUCCAUUUGGUUGGUUUAGAUAUUUUCACUCAAAGAAAGUACGAGGAUUUGUCUCCAUCUACUCAUAACGUUGAGGUUCCUUUCGUUAAGAGAACCGAACUUGAGUUGUUAGACAUCGAUGAUGGUUACUUGAACAUGAUGACUGACUCUGGUGAGACUAAGCAAGAUGUUAAGGCCCCGGAGGGAGAUUUGGGAGACAAACUACAGGCCGACUUUGAUGAUGGUAAGGAAAUUGUCGUUACCAUUGUCUCUGCUCUGGACGAGGAGGCUUGCAUCUCCUACAGAGAAGCUCCUUCCUCUUAA
This is a messenger RNA of Brettanomyces nanus, 471 nucleotides long. RefSeq names its product translation initiation factor eIF5A (gene ANB1). Gene Ontology annotation, biological process: positive regulation of translational termination; positive regulation of translational elongation. Lineage: Eukaryota; Fungi; Ascomycota; Pichiomycetes; Pichiales; Pichiaceae. The record is from RefSeq and is a predicted model, not a curated record. Gene Ontology annotation, molecular function: translation elongation factor activity; RNA binding; ribosome binding. The transcript is spliced from 2 exons. The coding region runs from base 1 to 471 and encodes 156 amino acids.